AUGGUAGGAGCGGGAAUCGAACCGAUUCGAACGGAUGAAUCCCUCCGUUUGAUGCGAAAUUGUGACAAGGGCCGUAUAGCACGCUGGAACUCCUCAUUAGAUGAAUUUGAUUUACAGAUUAUUUACAGCAAGGGGAAGGAGAAUCAAGUAGCAGUGGUUAGCUGGAGUGGUGCGCUGGGACGUGGUGCUGUAGGACCGGACAGGGGAAAUGGCACCAAGAUCAAAUCUG
Messenger RNA from Gregarina niphandrodes, 229 nucleotides. RefSeq lists its product as hypothetical. The transcript has a single exon. The annotation marks the transcript as partial. The record is from RefSeq and is a predicted model, not a curated record. Lineage: Eukaryota; Apicomplexa; Conoidasida; Eugregarinorida; Gregarinidae.